Molecule: messenger RNA, 255 nt
Organism: Linum trigynum
Lineage: Eukaryota; Viridiplantae; Streptophyta; Magnoliopsida; Malpighiales; Linaceae
Source: the annotation of a GenBank genome assembly
AUGAACUCUACGUCCGACUCAUGCAGCGAGCUUUCGCGUGAGGGGGAGACUCCCUUGGCGGAUGAUGAGGACCGCGACGGGGCCACCCUGGGGUCUGUUGAGCAGCUUGACCAUACUGCCGAGGGUUUUGCGGAGACAGCGAGUGAGCAUCCCUCCCCGCCAGUUGCUGAUUCUUCUCCGUCGGGCUUGGCGGAUUUGCCGCACCCCCCGCUGUCUUCCCUCGCGUCCCCCCAGCUAUCAUCGUUUUUCUGCUAA